Linnemannia hyalina is the source of this 1497-nucleotide messenger RNA. The record is from the annotation of a GenBank genome assembly. Lineage: Eukaryota; Fungi; Mortierellomycota; Mortierellomycetes; Mortierellales; Mortierellaceae.
AUGGCCGCAGCAGCAGCGGUGUCCAAGGGCGACAACACAAAAAAGUCGGUCCCCUCCAAAACACCCUUCUCAACCUGGUUCAUCCGCUUCCUACCAGCAAUCAUCUUUGCAUCCUAUGUCUAUUCCACACGGGGGCCCUUCCAGUCCCGAGCCUGCCUUGCCUUUGGUUACAACUGUCGAACCUUUGACCCUCUCAAUGUCCAGGGAACCAUUGACGCCGACCGAUCUGAGAUCUAUGGCCCCGUAACAGACUAUUAUUCCAGCCUCUUCACAAGCCACGAGGAUCUUGGAGGAUCACUUGCAGUCUUUGUCGAGGGCAAACCCGUCAUCGAUAUCAUUGCCGGAUCCAAGGAUCUCGAGGGUCGUGUUCCCUACGACAACCAGACCCUGCAACAGGUUUACUCUUCGGGAAAGGCGGUCGAGGGUAUUGUGAUCGCCCGUCUGGUCCAGAAGGGUCUCCUUGACUAUGAGACCAAGGUCAGCCAGUACUGGCCCGAGUUUGCGCAGAAUGGUAAAGAAAACGUUCGUCUAGUCGAUGUGAUGGCCCACGAAUCCGGAGUCUUUCAUCUCGACGACGACAAUUGGGACCUUACCUGGGCUUCCCUCCAGGACAAAGAAGCCUUCUCGGCACGACUGGCCAAGCAGGGACACUACUUUGGAGGAGAUAUUAAGCGCGCCUACCAGGCCAUCAGUCGUGGAUGGUACUUGAACGAGAUUGUCCGCCGCGUCGACCCUCAGGCCAGGACUAUUGGCGGCAUCGCCAAGGACGAGCUUAUGGUUGAUUACCCUGACCUCGAACUGCACUACGGCCGUUUUGACAACGAUGAUGACUGGGAGACCAGACUGUCGCCCAUGGUUGAAUAUCCGGUUCUCAAGAUCGUCGCUCGUCUGCUCCUUCCCCGAUUCCUCCAGAUAAACGAGUACAUUGGUCACCCCGACAUUGAGCCUCUUCAUCCGCUUGUCGGCCAAUUGGUCCGCAAGUGGUCCAUCUCCUCAAAGGCCCUCACUCCUAGAAUGGCCCCCUUUGCCAAAGACUUUCGAACCAAGCAGGCCCAUGCCGUCGAGAGCACCAGUUUCUCUCUCAAAACCAAUGCCCACUCGUUGGCAAAACUCAUGGCCAUGAUGGCAAACAAGGGCGCAUCCCUCCACCCAGGACAAGAGCCCGACCUCCUCACCGCCAAAGUCUACACCGAGGCAACAACUUACCACUCCUCCCGCCCCUGCAUCAUCACCCACGAUGUCCUGCCUCUCUCCCGCGGAGGCUGGGUCAAACAUCGGAAUUUCCAUGGCGACGGAGCAUUGAAGGGCGUUGAGGUCCAAGGAUGGGGCGGGGCAGGAGGUUCCUUGGCACUGUGGAUCGAGGACCUCGAUAUUGGCUUCUCAUAUGUCACUAAUGCCUUUGGUGCUGCCGAGAACAUUCUGGGCGACUUUAGAGGAAGGACCUUGUUGGAGAAGGUUGUCUAUGCCCGUAAAAAGGAACUGGGUCUCCUUCCUUGA